This is a messenger RNA of Acipenser ruthenus (sterlet), 1955 nucleotides long. Its product is annotated as nuclear receptor ROR-alpha A-like. The transcript has 11 exons. The record is from RefSeq and is a predicted model, not a curated record. Gene Ontology annotation, cellular component: nucleus. Gene Ontology annotation, molecular function: RNA polymerase II cis-regulatory region sequence-specific DNA binding; zinc ion binding; nuclear receptor activity. NCBI's taxonomy places the organism in Eukaryota, Metazoa, Chordata, Actinopteri, Acipenseriformes, Acipenseridae. Gene Ontology annotation, biological process: regulation of transcription by RNA polymerase II. Bases 256 to 1812 code for a protein of 518 amino acids.
UCGGCUUCCCAUCUAUUCUCUCUGCUAUAGACUGCCUUUCCUUUCAGUGCUGUGGGUAAUUUCACAGACUGUACAGGAGUUCUCACGAGCGCUGCUUGUGGACAACCGACCCUACACACCCACAUCUAUCAAGACCGCACAUUCACAUUUCAUGGUUGCACUGUAAAUUAGAUAGAGGGAGUCUAGUACUGUAGCGCGUCAUUCACAGACAAUAUACAAAAAAGAAAUACAAAAUAAUAAUAAUAAUAAUAAUAAAUGGAGUCUGCACCAGAUCCAACAAGCGAUCCGGGCAACAGCGCCUCAGAGCCGGCUACCCCGCUCAGGGACACCCCGGUAAACCUGGAGACUCUCCGAAAAGCUGAACAUCCAGUCCCCGUUCGAAGGCAGAGCUGCUCGAGUACCAGAGGUAUUACAGGAACAAAGAAGACACACACUUCUCAAAUCGAAAUUAUUCCGUGCAAGAUCUGUGGAGAUAAAUCAUCAGGAAUCCAUUAUGGGGUUAUAACUUGUGAAGGCUGCAAGGGCUUCUUCAGGAGAAGUCAGCAGAGCAACGCCACAUACUCCUGUCCUCGUCAGAAGAACUGUCUGAUCGACCGGACCAGCCGCAACCGCUGCCAGCACUGCCGUCUACAGAAGUGUCUCACUGUGGGAAUGUCACGAGAUGCCGUCAAGUUUGGCAGAAUGUCUAAGAAACAACGAGACAGUCUGUAUGCGGAAGUGCAGAAGCAUCGACUGCAACAGCAGCAGCGGGAUCACCAACAGCAGCCCGGGGAGGCUGAGCCACUCACGCCCACCUACAACCUCUCCACCAAUGGGCUGACAGAGCUGCACGAUGACCUCAGCAGCUACAUUGAUGGCCACACCCCAGACGGCAGCAAAGCAGACUCUGCAGUCAGCAGCUUCUACCUGGAUAUCCAGCCUUCACCUGACCAGUCUGGGCUGGAUAUCAACGGGAUCAAACCAGAACCCAUCUGUGACUUCACCGCGGGUUCUGGUUUCUUUCCGUACUGCUCGUUCACAAAUGGGGACACUUCUCCCACAGUGUCAAUGGCAGAGCUAGAACAUUUGGCACAGAAUAUCUCCAAGUCACACAUGGAAACGUGUCAGUACUUGAGAGAGGAACUACAGCAAAUGACCUGGCAGACAUUCCUGCAGGAAGAAACGGAGAACUACCAGAGCAAGCCCCGGGAGGUCAUGUGGCAGCUGUGUGCAAUCAAAAUCACAGAAGCUAUCCAGUAUGUGGUGGAGUUUGCCAAACGCAUUGAUGGCUUCAUGGAGCUGUGUCAGAAUGAUCAAAUAGUGCUUCUUAAAGCAGGUUCAUUGGAGGUUGUGUUGGUCAGAAUGUGCCGUGCCUUUGACUCUCAGAACAACACAGUGUAUUUUGAUGGAAAGUAUGCUGGUCCAGAAGUUUUCAAAGCAUUAGGCUGUGAUGACUUGAUCAGCUCUGUCUUUGAGUUUGGAAAAAACUUGUGUUCUGUGCAUCUGUCUGAAGACGAGAUUGCGUUGUUCUCUGCGUUUGUGUUGAUGUCUGCAGAUCGAUCCUGGCUUCAAGAAAAAGUAAAGGUAGAGAAGCUUCAGCAGAAAAUCCAGCUGGCUCUUCAACACAUCCUGCAGAAGAACCACAGAGAGGAUGGAAUACUAACAAAGUUGAUAUGCAAAGUGUCAACACUUCGAGCACUGUGCAGCAGACAUACAGAGAAGCUGACUGCGUUCAAAGCAAUAUACCCGGACAUUGUGCGUGCCCAUUUCCCUCCUUUAUACAAGGAGCUCUUCAGUUCAGAGUUCGAGCAGCCGAUGCCUAUUGAUGGGUAACAGCCGCUCUCUCAAGCGAACAUUGUCUGGAAUGUUUGAAGUACCAGAGCUGAAUGAAUCUGAGACACUUUACGGAGCCCUGCACACACCAGGAGAGCCGACACGCUGCACAUUUGAGGAUUAUUAUUUUUUCUCUUCUGUUU